AUGUGCCACCAAGAAAUCGCUGCCAAUGGCUGGACCAGCAUGCCGGCCAAUGCGGGCGCCAUCUUUGGUGACCAGCCUUUCAUCAAUAAACCGGAGUCCCUCUCUCUCAGUGACAUCAAAUUCCCAUUUGAUGACCCCACGGUUGCAAAGACUUUGAAGUAUGCAAAGGAAGCCCUGCAUCCCGAAACCUUCAACCAUUCAAUGAGGGUCUACUUCUAUGGAAUGGCCAUCACUAAGCAGCAGUUCCCCGAGCAAGCUGCUGCUCUUAACCCGGUGACUUGGGCUUUGACAUGCUUGCUACACGAUCUCGGCACGGCCGAGGAAAAUCUGACGGCAACCCGGAUGUCCUUUGAUAUCUACGGGGGAAUCAAAGCCCUGUAUGUUCUCAAGGAUUUCGGCGCCACUACAGAUCAAGCCGAGGCAGCUGCUGAAGCCAUCAUCCGACACGAGGAUAUGGGAGUCGAUGGAACGAUCACAUACAUUGGCCAACUUAUCCAGCUGGCCACGACUUACGACAAUACCGGUUUCCAUCCGCACGUCAAGGAUUUCGGUGAACUAAUCCACAAAAACACUCGCACUCAGAUAAAUGAGGCCUAUCCACGCAUCAAGUGGUGUGAAUUUUUCUCCAGCGUCAUUCGCAAAGAGGAGAAGAUCAAGCCCUGGUGCCAUUCGACCCAUCUUGUCAACUUUGACAAUGAGAUUGAGGCCAACACCCUUAUGAAGCAGUGGGAGUGA
Messenger RNA from Penicillium robsamsonii, 735 nucleotides. RefSeq lists its product as uncharacterized. Bases 1 to 735 code for a protein of 244 amino acids. The record is from RefSeq and is a predicted model, not a curated record. NCBI's taxonomy places the organism in Eukaryota, Fungi, Ascomycota, Eurotiomycetes, Eurotiales, Aspergillaceae. The transcript is spliced from 2 exons.